Messenger RNA from Lycium barbarum (goji berry), 942 nucleotides. RefSeq lists its product as uncharacterized. The transcript is spliced from 3 exons. The coding region runs from base 1 to 942 and encodes 313 amino acids. The record is from RefSeq and is a predicted model, not a curated record. NCBI's taxonomy places the organism in Eukaryota, Viridiplantae, Streptophyta, Magnoliopsida, Solanales, Solanaceae.
AUGUAUGAUGAAAACAUCAAUCAAGGGGGAGGAGAGGUAUUUUCAAGUAUAGGUUUUACAAGUUGGAACAAGAAGAAAAGUUUUAAUGAGCAUAUUGGCAGACCAAACAGUGUUCAUAAUCAGUCAAGAAGAAAUGCUGAAGAUUUGAUGAGACAAAAACAAUCCAUUCAAAGUGUACUUGUUAAACAGUCUGAUCAACAAAAGUUAGAAUACCGAACUUGUUUAGAAGCUGCAAUUGAUGUGAUAAGCUGUCUUUUGAACCAAGGAUUAUCAUUUCGGGGGCAUCGUGAAGACGAAUCAUCUUUUAAUAAAGGUAACUAUAUUGAACUUCUUAGAUGGUAUACUAAACGAUGUGAUAAUAUUGCUGAUGCAUUUAAAAAAGCUCCAAAGAAUAAUCAGUUGACUUCUCCAUACAUUCAAAGGGAUAUUAUCACUGCAUGUAAGAUGGAAACAGUUAAGUAUAUCAUUAAGGAUUUAAAUGAUGAUUACUUUUCCAUAUUAGUUGAUGAAUCUCGUGAUGUGUCAUGUAAGGAGCAAAUGGCUAUUGUUUUGAGGUAUGUUGAUAGAAGGGGGAGUGUAAUGGAGCGGUUUAUUGGUAUUGUUCAUGUUCGUGAUACUAGUGCUUUGUCCCUAAGAAAUGAAAUUGUUGGUUUACUUGCUCCACAUUCUUUAAGCCCAUCUUAUAUACGUGGACAAUGUUAUGAUGGAGCAAGCAAUAUGCAAGGAGAUUUAAAUGGGCUUAAAAUCUUGAUAAAAAAGAAAGAACUUUUAUCGUUGGUUUCUGAUAUAUUAAAUAUGGUUGGAGCUUCUUUCAAGCGUAGAGAUGAACUUCGUGAAUCUCAAGCAAAAGAAAUUGAAGAAGCAUCAUGUAAAGGCGAGCUUGAAACUAGUAGGGGCUUGAAUCAAGAACUAGGUCUUGUUAGAGCCAGUGAUACUAGAUAG